Molecule: messenger RNA, 7721 nt
Organism: Protopterus annectens (West African lungfish)
Lineage: Eukaryota; Metazoa; Chordata; Ceratodontiformes; Protopteridae
Product: gastrula zinc finger protein XlCGF26.1-like
Exons: 4
Coding region: 154-2145 (663 amino acids)
Biological process (GO): negative regulation of transcription by RNA polymerase II
Molecular function (GO): DNA-binding transcription repressor activity, RNA polymerase II-specific
Source: RefSeq, a predicted model, not a curated record
GUUAAAUUGCAAGUGCUUUUGUGCUCGACUUUGCUGUAAGUUACUAUUCUGUUAUUCAGAUCUCGUCUGUUGUUUCUGAUAGUUGGCAGGAACAACAGUAUCUUGUAUUUCUGAAUAGAAAUUGGUGUUGGUGACAGAAACAGGAUUAGAGCCAUGAAGCUGGAGGUGCCAGAAGACUUUGAAGAUGUUGCAGUUUACUUCUCGCGUGAAGAAUGGAAGUUGCUGAGUGAAGAGGAGAGGCAGCUACACCGGGAGGUGAUGGUGCAGAAUUUUGAGCACAUGUUGUCAGCAGGAUACAGUAUCCCAAUACAGAAACUCUUGCUGAUUAUUGAAAAACCUAAUGAAAUUCUAUUAAACAUUAAGGAAGAAGGUGUAACUAGACUUCAAAUGGAUCUGCCUAAUGAACCUCUAUUAAAUACUGUGGAAGAAUAUGGGACCAAGCUUCAAAGGGAUCUGUCUCAUCCUGAUGAACUUCAGUUUAAUAUUAAAAGUGAAGGCGUGACCAAGCUUCAAAUAGAUCUUCCUGAAGCCCCCCAAAACAUUAACAGGUGGAUGAAAUAUGACCUUCAAAAUCAGAGAUCAUCAAAGGAGUUUAUAAAUUCUGAAUAUGACAAAAGCUUCCCAUAUUCUGUUACAAGGCAUGAGGCUAUUCAUACAGGAAACCAUCUCCAAAAAUCUAUGGAGUAUGAUUUGAAUUUUAGUCAGAAGAAUGAACUAACAGGUUGUCGGCAAACUUACAAAGUAAGGAAAUUAUCCAGCUGUGUCAGCUCUAAACUUACAUUUCCAUUUACUUUCAAAACACAUUGUCAUGCCAAAACUAGACAGGAAAAUAGGACUGGGUUCCAUUCCCAUCACAACCUUAACAGUUACAGAAAAUUUAGACGAAUGAGGAAAACAGAGAAAUACAAGGAUAAUGUAACAGCACACUUGGAAGCCUUCAGUGGACUGGAGCUCUCUAAGUUUGGAACAUGUAGCAAGAAUUUAAUAAAGAAGUACAAACACAUGCAACGCACAUCUAUCCACCAUGUGAAGAUGUUGUGUAAAUCUGCAGUAUGCAACAACAGUUUUACCCAGAGGGAUGAACUUAAACUAAGUGAGAAUAUCCACAGAGUAGAGAAACCAUACAAGUGUACCACUUGUAGCAAGUGCUUUACAAAGAAGCGCUGUCUCACAGUUCAUGAGAGAAUCCACAGCAAGGAGAAGCCAUACAAAUGUAUCACAUGUGGUAAAAGUUUCAAGCAUAAAGAAUACUUAACAGUACACAAAAAAAUCCACACCGGAGAGAAGCCAUAUAAAUGUACCACAUGUGGCAAGAGCUUUACAUGGAAAAGUUGUUUUGUUAUCCACAAAAAAGUCCACACUGGGGAGAAGCCAUAUAAGUGUGCAUUAUGUGGUAAAUGUUUUACGUGGAGGAGCUGCCUUAUAGACCAUGAACAAAGUCACACUGGAAAUAAAUCCCACAAAUGUGCCACAUGUGGCAAGAGUUUUAUAUGGAGGGGUGACCUUGCUGACCAUCAGAGAGUCCACACUGGCCAGAAGCCAUAUAAAUGCAGUAUAUGUGACAAAAGUUUCACACAGAAGAGCAGCCUCACAGCUCAUGAAAAAAUCCACACCGGUGAAAAGCCAUUCAAGUGUGCAACAUGUGGCAAAAGUUUUACACAGAGAGGUAGCCUUGCAAAUCAUGAGCAAAUCCACACAAACAUUAAAUCUUAUAAAUGUUCCAUAUGUAGCAAAGAUUUUAAAUUGAAACGUAACCUUAAAGCUCAUGAGAAACUCCAUGAGAAAGUCCACAUGGAGGAUAAACCUUAUAAAUGUGUCACAUGUGGCAAACAUUUCACAUGGAAAAACAUUAUACGCCACGAAAAAAGUCACACUGCAAAUAAAUCAUUUAGCUGUGCAAUAUGUGGCAAGAGUUUUGCACAAAAAGGCAAUCUUAUAGCCCAUGAAAGAAGUCACAGUGGAGAGAAGCCAUAUAAAUGUGCAGUUUGUGGCAAGAGUUUUACACAGAAGGGCAAUCUCACUGUCCAUGAGAAAAUCCACAGUGGAAAUAAACCCUAUAAAUGUGCCACAUGUGACAAGAGUUUCAUACAGAAGUGGCAGCUCACUUUCCAUGAGAAAACCCACUUUAAAAAGGAAAUAAAGUAAUUCUUGCAUAGUAUCAUCUCAAAUAAACUGUGAAGGAAGAUUAAAUAAAAAUUACAAAGGUAAUGCAGACAAAAUAUUAAUGUAGCAGACUCAAUGACUGCAGCAUCUUAUGAUCUGAAAGAUAUCAAAGUAUAAAGUAUCAAAACGUGCAUGCAGAAACCAAAGCAGUGUGAAACAAUGACUUAAUGAUAUUUCAUUUUAUCUUAGUAACUAUGUUAAGAGAAGAAGGUCUUUCAGGUAAAUUUAAAUAAGCAGCUAAAACUGCUAACACCAUACCAAUAUCAUGAGGCUGUCCAUUCAUGCCACAUUGUAGGUGCAAGAAAGCCACAUUUGGCAAGCAUUAAAGACUGAAGCAGUAGUAAUACCUUCUGUUAGGAAGAGUGCCCUCUUCUUCCAUGGCACUAAAAACCCUGAAUAUUUGAAGAUCAUAAAUAAGAAAAAUGUACAGAUGUUCAGGUUGUAACACGUGUUUCUGACAAAAGCGUUACUUAGCAAUGAAAAAAUCCACACAGUUGUGAAUUAUUGUAAAUGUGGAGUUUGGUGUACAUUUAUGUUUUAAGAUAAGUCUCAAAUUCCCUAAAAGAAUCUACACUGGAAGUAAAUCUUUUAAAUCAACACAUUUGGCAGUGGAUUUAUACACAAGAGAUUCAUAGUUCAUGAAAAAAAGCUUUAUUAGCAGGAUUGCUUCUUCUUUGCAGCAAACCCACAAUUUCUGCACAGGGAUUAUACAGUAAGAAUAGAAAACAAAUUGGAGCAAAAAUUAAUUCUUGCGCAAGAAAAGCUAAAAAAAGCAACAAAUAAGUCAGAGGUCCCUAAUAGGACAUAUCAGUGCAAAACAGUAUCUGUACAAAACAGUAUUGUCUCAGACAAAGAAAACUGAUUGACAAAGUUCUGCAAGCAGAAGAACCAAGCUCAGAAGUGGUUAAAACCCCAAAAGAAGACAUAGAUCAGGAAGAAAAAAUGGCAGUAGAUAUGUUGCACUAUAUAUCUAAGAAAGAAAAGCAUUACUGGUCACCAAGAUGAUGACAACAUUAAAUAUGUCUGAAAAAUGUAUAUUAACAAAGGUACCCAUGCAGUGAAAGCUUUACAGAGCAGAAAUGAUAACAUAAAAAUCAUACAUUUUAGUAGUUAAGAAAUGAAACACACACUGAAACCGAGUUGACAGACUAAUUAAGAUACGAGGGUUUCAUUGUGAAGCUUCAGAGGCAAAUGCACCUCAUCUUGAAGAUUCAUUAAAUGCACAGGAAAUAACACUAUUACCAAAGCAGAAUACAGUUAACUGAAGGUAUGCCAGAAAAGAAAAUGUCUGCAUCUUCAUCAGGAGAAUCACUGGAAGACCCAGACAGAUCCUACAGGGGGAGAAAGAGCUGGACAUACCAAUCUAAGAAGACAUUCACAGCCACAGUCAUAGUCCUACACAUUUGAGUGAAGUUCUAAAAUACAUUAAAUAGAAUAAAGGUGAGUAAAGCAGAUGCCUACAGUAGCUGGAACAAUUAUGAUAGAACUCGAUAGAUAUAUAGAUAUAUACAUGUGUGUUCAGUUAAACAAAUCGGGUGUAGAAGUAUUACCAGGAUUGUGGACAGAAAUAAAAGAAAAGAAUAGAAUGCCAGAACAGAAACUCUAAUUAAAGAAAGCUGUAGAGCAGUUAAGAAACAUCAUUACUAGAAUAUAGAAAAACAAAUAAAUCACUGCAAAUUCUUAGAAAAGUAUGUGCAGUAAAAGAAGUACAAUUUUAAAACCAAUCAAAACUUUUGCACAAAAAAUCGUAGCAGAGUCAGAAAAGUUCAAUGUGUACAGUACACAGAAAAUAGUAAAGAUAAAAAGAAUACAAAGUAAGCAGCUGAUGAAUGAAAUAUAAUCCUAUGAAGUUUUAUAGGAAAACAGAAAACAAGUAAAUAGCAGUAGUAACACUACUUGAAGAAAUUAAUACAUUUCAGAAAAUGUCUGGGGACUAGUAAGCACAGUAAAGAUCCGAAUGCAUACAGCAGGUAAGAAAAAGCAAAAUGUUAGCACACAGGAUAUGAUGUGAAAUGACAAAAUGCUACCACACAGGAUACAAAAUUAAAUGAAGUGCAAUAAAGGCAAAGUUAAAAAAGACUCCCAAGUGAAAAACCACAGGACUGAAUGCCAUAGCCAGCUUUUUGCUAAAAGUACUAACAUUUUUGCAUUGUAAGAAAUACUUCUAUGCACACCCUGAAAUGGCAGCAUCUUGUUUCUUGGUGGAGAAAUCUCUAUUCCUCUUUGGAACUGAGCUUUUAGGUCAUCUUAAGAAGGAUCAACCAAUAAUCCAUCUUUUAACAACAUACACGGAUUUGAUGCAGAUAGUCCUCUUUCAUUCAAAAACCAUUCAGUCAUGGCAGAGGAAGAGGAAAAUAAUAAAGGAGAAGCGUGUAGACCAAUACCCAAAUCACCCAGAAGCAUUUGUCCACCAUCAGGUGGCUAGCCCUGACUCAGUACAUAGUCUGUUAACCAAACACCAUAAACUAAAAAUGUAUCCACCACAGUCGGACCGGACACUCGGAUGGUGUUUUCUGGUCCAGCUGUGUCAGUACAUAGUCUGUUAUUCAUAUUCACCUGCCUAUAGAGUACUGCAUACUACAGUUGAUUCCUAAAACAGUUGGUCUAUUCAGCUCUUCCCACAACAGGCAAAAACUACAGUUUGUGCUGCUGCACAUGGCUCAUUUCAUAUUUCAGUGAGUUUGAGUUGGAAUCACCUAUCAUGCUUUUGGGAGGCGAGAAAACUGCACAGCUGCACAGGGAGAACAUGUAAACUCCACACAGGCAUUAGUUAUGUACCUGCUUUGAACCAUGUGCAUAUGAGGUAAAGACCUUAACUGUUAUGCCAGCAGUGUCAGAGGCAGAAUGUGAUCAAAGAAAAAGCAAAAGAAGCUGAAAAGUAAGUUAUAGAAUAUCAGUGAUGGAACCCGUACUGCUGUAUGGUACUGAAACGUAGGCAGUGAGGGUAAAGCGUAAAGCAGUUGAAGAAGCUAGCGGUGAUAGAAAUGAAGUACCCAAGAUGCAUACUGUGGGAUAGAUGAAGAAAUGAGAACGUUCGACAAGAAGCCAAAGUAGUUCCAAUUGCAGAGAGAGACAAAAAGAACAGAUUACAUUUAUUCAGGCACAUGCACAGGAAAACAAAAGAAGAUGUGAGAGAAGACAGGAAGAGGGCAAUUAGAAAUGAGGAUGAUCAGCAAAGAGAUGUAUAAACUGCACGAGAGAAGACCUGUGCCAGUCAGGCAUGACUGUUGAAGAAGGUAGGUGAGUGGCACUGAAUUGAGAAAGACUGCAACAGUUGACACAGCACCCUGACCCCAUGUAGAAAAUGGGCAAAAGAGGGUUGAUAGUGAUGACGAUCUGGACAAGUGAUCAUCUCUUAUUAAACAGAUCCCUGACAGAGUCCUGAGCUGGUACCUCAGUAUGAUAUGGGUGAAGUACAAAAAAACAUAAGUAUUGCACAUUCCUAGAUUUUAUGAUGUUUAGGGAUGUGUAAGGUAUACUACACACUGAUAAAUUAUACUGUACUUGUAAUAACAGAAUGGCAUUCCACUUUACAACUCUAACAUGAAAGUCCAAUAUUACUACUGUCCUAGGGUUAAGAAUCCACUGAUUGAUUUAUUAACAUUAUUGCUUUACCCUAGAAUCAGCUCAUUGCACUGUUUUUUAACAGGCUAACCUAUGGAUAUAGUUUCAGUGCAGACAAACAGUCUGUUAAGUGAUGUCCCACCUCCUUUUUAUUGAUCUAUAAUUGUGUAGUUGGUCUAAUAAACAACAAAAAGUACAACUGUUAUUCUUUAAAACACUCACUUUCACUUGCUAGAAGAAUGGCAUUUCACCCAUAAAUGUGUGCAAGCAAUAUUUGUAGCAGGAAAAUUGAAGUAUCAAGAUAAUGCCAACCUGCAGGAAGAAUGUGCUGUAAAAGAGGUGGAGCAAAAGGAAGCAUGUAAAUGUCUAGAGAGAGAAAAAAAGAUUCAGCAGUACCAGAUGGACAAAGGAGAAUAUAGUUUUGUAAUGAAUAUUUCAGAUGAGUGACGUGAGUAGUGUAAACAAAAAAUAUUGUACAAGCAAUAAAUAGACUUUUAUUUUACCUGUUUAUGACUACAGCUUUUGUUAGGUGACAAGCUUUCAAAAGUGUUGGGUCAGAAAGACAGAAAAAGCAAUAAAAAGACUUCUUUCCUAUGAAGUGAUACAGAAAAGUUAGUGUAUGGAAAGAUUACAUAUCCCUCAAUCUGGUGCAAACAUGGGCCUCCUUGAAAUAAACUAUAUGUUUUGGUCUGCAUCUUUGGGAUUGCAUCCAGUUCUGCUUUUAAUUCCAGGUUCCAACCAUCAUUGCUGAAUACCACACGUAAAUUUAUUGAUGUGAAAAAUAAAAAGGUUAGCGCUUUCACAGCAAUAAAACACUGCUUCUUCAGACCAUUACACAACCUAAUAAACCAUCUUCAUACAUAGAAAUUCAAAGAAACCAGUCCAUGUUAAUAAGCAUUCAAAGAAACCAAUCCAUGUUAAUAAGCACUGACUAAACAUCCAGUCAGAUACCAUUAAAAAACAUCAUCUUUUGCAUAGGUUCGUAGAGUAGUACUAGGCUAACUACCCUUAUGGGCUAUUUUAAGCCUAGCCAGUUACCUCACAUAAGAAUCAAUCCCUGCACUAUUGGUCUAUAAGGUAAACAGCUUAAUUAUUAUACCAACCUCCCUCCCACUACAGUUACCAAAGACAAGGAUUAAACCUUGUAACUUGUGCUUGUGAGGUAAACACCGUAACCAUUAAGCAAGCUCCCAACCCUCGCUAUCCACUUCUUCACAAUGUCAAUUUACAGUUGUACACACAAUUUCAUGAAUUUGCAGAGUCAUCACACCAGAGAUAGCUGGCAACAAGGGAUGAAUGCUGUAUGGCCAGUUGGACCUACACCACUUGUCUCAGGAUGACACACAGGCAAAGUGUAUGGUGGUUAAUUUUUUUGUGGGACAAGUGCCUUUUUUGGGAGAGAGAGGAAUGUUGGGAAAGAUGCUUAGGAAUGACAGAGUCAGGUAUGUAGGGUAGGUUAGGAAGCAUCCAGAGAUAUACAAAAUAGGGAUGGUAAUGAAGACAAAGGUUGUGGGACACGAUGAUUGCAGAUAGGUAAGUGCUAGGGAUAGAUAAGAGACAGUGGAGAUGCACCCAUUUCCAGCAUGAGAACAGUGAGAAUCUAGUCCUCACCCUCAGAACUGUCAUCAUGUGGCAUCAUCUUUGCAACAUGACACCACAGGACCUUUUCAACCCUGCGAUACAUGCAAGGCCCUUCAUUACAUCCUCUACCAGCCCAGUCAGCUCCAGCCAGGUGACAAAAUCACCACCUCCAGUAGUACUGCUCCCAGAGGGUACCACUACACCAGCAGCCGGGGCAGAGCUACCUGAUUCUUUUGGGACAUGUAGUGCAGGGAUUGUAUAGGCAACACUGACAGGUUGUGAUGGUGAAGUCCUAAUUGUGCUGACAUCUGUGAAAGUAUGGCAAGCUGAGCCAUAGUCAUCAGUAUUUCUUUCCGUGCACUGUUGACUAGUUUCAUCAUCAAUUUAUGAAAACAGCAGAUUAAUAAAUUAAC